This is a messenger RNA of Symbiodinium natans, 1224 nucleotides long. Lineage: Eukaryota; Dinophyceae; Suessiales; Symbiodiniaceae. The record is from the annotation of a GenBank genome assembly.
AUGCCUGCUGAUUGCACCACCUGGUCGUCACAACAAUCUGCGGCCUUUGUUGAUGCUGCGCUGCAACAGAUCAAGGAGGAGAUCACCCUGGGCCUUCACCAGGCCAGCACACAUGGCAUCAUCCACAACGUCCUGAUGCGCUCACAGGCUGGACAUCAGUCAACUGCGGAUGCCUUAAAUGCCCUCCUCUAUCAGGCCCUGCAGCGAGCACAGGAGCAGCAAGUCAUCAGAGGGGUGACGCAUGACGCUGUGUGUGCCACCUCGCAGUAUGAGCCACAUACCAGUGAUGUCGGCGCCACACCAGCCAUCUACGCUGAAGAACUGUCCCACACACCAGCAGAGGUAACGCAUCAAGGUGGCACUUAUGGUGGAAAAAAGACAUCAGUGCAGCUAGUGAGAGAGGCAUGUUGGAAUUUCACGUGUGGAAAUCAGUGCACCUCAGUCAUCGUGCGGGCAGCAGCCAUCUAUCACUGUACCGUCGGGAGCCCCUGCCCGCAAUGGUCUACUCUCUCCAUGCUCUGCACAAUACAGCGGGGAACUUACGCACGGACAAUUGUGUCCAAUGGAGCUAGGCAGAUUACACUCUGCAUGGGCACCAUUCACCAACCGUGCACCGCCUUGAACACAAAGGCGCUGGCUCAGGCACCUCUCAAGCCACUACCCAGUUCAAUGUAUUUUGCCUGCCAUAUGUCGAUCCUCCUCUCAGAUCCUGGAAACACCCGAGGCUUGGCACUGCCGCAGGACUGGAUAGUCAACGACGAGGAAAUCAUCCCAGCAUAUGAUGGAGUUCACGCAGACCAAGACCGACGGCAGCUUGAUACACAACGCUGUCCCAUUCUACUCACCGGCACGGGUGCCAGGUACUCCCUACCAAGGCUGGUCUGCCCAGCUGACCAACAGGAGAUGCCUGCCCAGACCGGGACGGAACAUGUUCAGGCAUUACUGGAAGCCCUGAUCGCCGAUGACAGGCCAAAGAUCCUCCUAUGCAUCUCCUACUUUCUCGGGCAAGAAAGUGUGCAGAGUGUUCAGAAUAGGCUGGAGACACUAACGCUGAAGGACUUGGAGCCGCAUGCCAUAGCAAGGCUCGCAGCAGGUUGGAAGGUGAUGGAAAAACAUCAGCAACUUUGCCUGGCCUUCUGCUUGGACGAUACCGAGCAAGCGACAACACCGUCAGGAAGUAUCCGGACAGGCGCGCACGGGGAGGCAAUUGUCAAGCUGAGCUAA